GUGAGAACUAUUUUGGAUGAUAAAAGCAACUGAUAUGUACAGUACCCAAACGGAAGAACCCGAAGGUUCUGCAAAAACAGCACCUCUAUAAGCUUGUGCCUUUUCUGCAUAGUAUCUAUGGCUGGACGUGCUCUUGACUCCCACGAAAGCUUCCAGAUAUGGGCGACAAAGUGGCAUGUUGGAAACGGUGAGCGUUUUCGAGUCCUUCAAUCCUCCAAGGUACGCUGACACAAGGCAGACGACAAGAAAUAUCUGCCCCAUGAAGAUGACUCGGAAAUAAUCAAAGAGUACGAUAGCGCUAGUCUCUUUGCUUUGAGAAGACUUGAGGUAAAUAAGAUCGCUCGCGAGUAUCAGGCUGGGCUGUCGCUAAUUUCCGAAAUCAGCGAAAGACUUUGCCUUUGGCACAUUACAUGGAAAUUCAAGAGUGCGUGCCGCAGAGAUGGGCGUCACGACUACAGAUCUGUACGAAGUUUAUUCGGUUCGCAACGUAUCUCCACAUCCCCAUCGAGACGGUCUAUCUAGCGGUCAAUUGUCUUGACCGAUUUCUCUCGGUUCGAGUCGUGUCGGAAUACCAUCUCGACGUAAUUGGAGCGAUCAUUUUUGCCAUUGCGACUGAGUUCGAAAGAUCGAGUAUACCUUCUGUGUUUGAACUCGAUCGUAGUCUCGCAGAGCGAUACCAACCAGAAGAUGUUCCUUUUAUUAAGGCAACCAUAGUUGACGUUUUAGAGAAUUCGCUCAAAACACCGAGUCCGUUCGUGUUCCUUCGUCGAAUCAGCACCGCAGACACGAAGGUGCCGAAAAUCCUCCCGCUUGCGCAGUAUCUAUCGACGUGUAGUCUACUAGAUGAGAGAUACGUCGGGAUUGAGCCGAGCCGCAUUGCGGCAGCGACCUACUACCUUGCUUUACGAAUUAUCUUCGCGAGGAAUCGUCUCGAACUCGAUUGGGUAAGAAAAUUUCAUAUAGCAGCCACCGAAGCUAAUGCCGAAGUAGAGCUACAAGCACGUCAAGCUCUCUGGGUACAGGACGGUGGAGCUGAGACCACUUAUGGCUGCGUUGUGGAAUACCAGUCAACAGGAACAAAGCACCACACCUAUCAAAGCCAUGCGUAUUGGCCAGUUUCGAGAAGCAGCCAAGGUCGUAGACCUUACCUCGAACGGCGUUCUUCCCUUUUUUCCACGAUGCUUCAACCCGUGGGAUUAUGAGGGCCUGUAUGUUCCUUCCUGGGAUGAGUCAGAAGAUAGUAGCUCGCCAGAGAACAUCUCAAGCUCAUCAGAGUCCAGCUCACAAGAUGGAUGGGAAGAGGAGAUGUAAAUGUACAGAAGUAAUGAUCUCCAUGGUAGGCGUGGUUUAGCUUUUUGUCCUGUCACCUGCGAGCGAUAGCAAACCUUAGGCCUGACGCUCGAUCAAUCAUUGUUACGACCCACGAAAGAUCAUGUGAUUCUCGCUAUGGUUGUUUUGUUGGCCAAACAGCUUGCACGGCUCGACGAUUCCAGUCUCACUCAAGCAAAGUUCAAACGGCGUCACUACAGGAUGGGGUCGUCUUAGCU
Colletotrichum acutatum is the source of this 1547-nucleotide messenger RNA. RefSeq lists its product as uncharacterized. The transcript has a single exon. Gene Ontology annotation, molecular function: cyclin-dependent protein serine/threonine kinase regulator activity. The coding region runs from base 411 to 1202 and encodes 263 amino acids. Gene Ontology annotation, biological process: mitotic cell cycle phase transition; regulation of cyclin-dependent protein serine/threonine kinase activity. NCBI's taxonomy places the organism in Eukaryota, Fungi, Ascomycota, Sordariomycetes, Glomerellales, Glomerellaceae. The record is from RefSeq and is a predicted model, not a curated record. Gene Ontology annotation, cellular component: cyclin-dependent protein kinase holoenzyme complex; cytoplasm; nucleus.